GGCAGCCCCGCAGCCCACGGGAAGUGUCGUCCUGCCGCAUCCGGGGGCAGGAUCCGGCGGAGCGUGUGCCGUGCCCGGUGUGGCGCUUGCGGUGCGGCCAUGGCGGACUCCACGCAGAACGGGCCCAUGCCAGGCGGGGCCGGCGGCGGGGCUGUGCAAUUUCUGAUGGCUAACAAGUUGGAUACAGCAAUGUGGAUUUCCCGCUUGUUCACAGUUUACUGCUCAGCUUUAUUUGUCCUGCCUCUUCUAGGGUUGCAUGAAGCAGCAAGCUUUUAUCAGCGUGCCUUGCUGGCAAAUGCUCUUACUAGUGCCCUCCGACUGCAUCAAAGGCUACCACACUUUCAGCUUAGCAGGGCAUUUCUGGCCCAGGCUUUGCUGGAGGACAGCUGCCACUACCUGCUGUACUCCCUUAUCUUUGUGAAUUCCUACCCUGUUACAAUGAGUAUUUUUCCAGUUCUGCUGUUCUCAUUGCUUCAUGCUGCCACAUACACAAAGAAGGUUCUUGAUGCACGAAGUUCAAAUAGUUUGCCUUUUCUGAGAAAUCUCUUAGAGAAACUGAAUGCUAAUCAACAGAAUAUUCUAAAAUUCAUUGCUUGCAAUGAAAUUUUCCUCAUGCCAGCUACAGUUUUUAUGCUCUUCAGUGGACAAGGGAGCCUGCUCCAGCCAUUCAUUUACUAUAGGUUUCUUACGUUACGCUACUCUUCUCGGCGAAAUCCGUACUGUCGGACUCUCUUCACUGAGCUCAGGAUUGUUGUUGAACACUUAAUAAUGAAGCCCUCGUGCCCUGUUUUUGUAAGAAGACUAUGCCUCAGCAGCAUUUCCUUUAUAAGCAGAUUGGCACCAACUGUUGCAUAGCCAAAUUUCAGGCACUCGUGUUUUGUGAACAUUAUGAGCAGCUGGCACUUCUGCUGACGAUUAGAAAUUUCUGAUUUUACACUGAUCUCACUCCAGGCUGUAUAAAAAUAUGUAUAUGCUUUUCUUGGAGAUAAUAUGAAAUUUAGCAUAUCAAAACCAAAUAAUGUAAACUUAAAGUUACUGUACUGUAUUGUUAAUUGGUGAAAAAAAUUAGCUGCAUCCUUUCUAAAACAUACCCAAUCAUACAGGGUUUUGUUUUUUUUUUUUUUUUUGGAAUCAAGGAUUGUUUGAGAUUGAUUAAAACUAUAAGAGGUCUAUGCUCCCUUGGUUUAUGUUAGUUGGAACUAUAGCUACUGUAGGAUAUCUCCAGUGGAUAGCAGUUGGUACACAUACCUAUGCAGUACACUUUGGACAGUAUUCUUCUGCUUACUACAUGUAUCUGUAGAACUAUUUUGUCCAAUUUACUAUACUCAGUGUAGAGAUAUGGCCCACUUUGAAGUUAACACAAGGGAUUAAAAUCUAUCAAGCUGACACAGAUAACACCUUUUCUGAAGGAGAGGUUAUUUUUAUUAUACUACUUAAAAAGAACUCUUCCAAGUUCCUACCUUGUGACGUAGUCUUACAUUACACGGUUGGAAGAAAUAUCAAGACUCUGAUCACAGAAAACUCUGUAGUUUUCUUGUCAUAACAAGAUGUUUUACCAAGCCAAACUGCUGACCUGUAGGCUUUUCAGCCAAAGAUAUAAGUUUUAACCAUGUCUCAAAUGAACUAAUCAAUGUAAAUGAAGUAACUUUUGCAGACUCAUUGGAGAUUUGUUUAUAUGUCCACAAAAAUUUGAGACUGCAGUAAUUCAAGCAUGUUAGCUUUUUAGAAAAUGAAUCUGUAGCUAGAUCUGUAUAAAUUGUUAUUCCAGUUUCUGAGAGUCUCAUUGUGAUCGGAAAUUUGCAUAAAGGAUUGAACCUGUUUAGGCAGCUUCUGAAACAAAUCGGUGUAGGAUUUCUUGGCAUAAAUCUAUCUGAUGACUGACCUGAAGCCGUGUCAUGACUACAGAAGUGAAUAUUAAUUUGAGUGAAUAUUAAAUUGAGUGCUGAUUAUGUAUUCACUUAGCAGCUGAAAGGUAGGUCGUGGAAAAAUAAUGUUAUCUGUCUGAACAAAACUUCUUUCCAUGAAUUCAAGGCAAAAUAUUUGCCUAAUCUUCUGUAGUUAAUGUUAGUAUUCUAAUUGCAUAAAAUUAAAGGGCCUUUUGUAAACUUCUAUAGCACUGAACUUAACUAUUCUUCCAUGGUCAGAGAAAUCUUAUGUGAAACUUUUUCAAAAACAGUCUUGGAGUAUUUUCCUGUAACUAUUGAGUUAUUGUUUGUGAUGUGGAUAUCAUUCAGACUUUUCAGUUGUAUUAGUUUGUUAGAUCAGAGCCAUGUAUUUAUAAACUUAUUUCAUUUUUUUGCUCAACCUCUUGGUAUUGAUUAUCCAGUUACUAAUUGAACAUGAUAUUCUUUGACUACUUGUCUUGCUCUCUGAACAUGAUUAGCUGUUUAUAGAACACUUGCACACUGCAGAAGCAACUGCAUGCAGUAAUGCUCUACAGCUGCUAAAGACUUGCAAUGAGUUUCAUUAUAUGUAUAUCCUGUAAUCCUGAGGAUUUUAUAAAAACUAAAAUUUCUACUGCAAUAAAAUGAGUGUUAAAUGUAACUUGCUAGGCUCUUCAAGCUUAUUUUCUCUCUAACAGAACAUACUGAUGCUUGAACCUGGAAGUUGAGCAGAAUGCUUUCCUGUGUGUAUGUGUGCAUGUUCCUAUAUUCCCACUGCUGCUUUUGAAUUGGGAUAUAAUGUCUUGUGCAUUUCUAAAUUAUCUUAUAGGGAAUUUUUGCCUUCUAAAAUGCAAAAAUGUAUGACCCUUUCCUUCAAAAUCUAACCCUAAAAUAAGCACUGCAACAAUGGUAUCUAAUCAGAGCAAAAAAUCUAGACCUACUUAUUACUGUUUCAGUUCCUCUGCACAGUCCUAGACCCUGUUUCAUGUUACGUGAUGUGUUUUUUGACUAGAGACCUCAGACUCUCUUCAGCUCUUUGGACCAAUGUGAUUUAAAGAUUUUAAUUCAGUCAUCUAAGUUGGUCCCCCAUGCUGGGAGUGGAAGGCAAAUAAAUCUGUAGUUAAUGUAAGCAGAAUAACAUGUUACUUCUGAGCAAAUUUUUGUGGUCGGACUGCAGUUACAGGUGCAGUCUACUGUUCCUUAAUUAUAUGAUGUUAUUAAAUUAGAGAUGAGUCUAAACUGGAUCUGAUAUAUUGCAACUGUAACUGAAGGAUGCUAAGUCUUGAGAUCGAACUCUAGGAAUGGAUGAGAAAGAUUAAAAGGAGUAAGUGAAUGACAAUGAGCAAGUUGAGAGUUGGAAGACAGUGCCAUGAAGUAGAACUUAAAUGUGGAUACUGAAUUUCUUGUUAACUCUUUCCAUUAACUCUUAAAAAUGGACUCCUUAAAGAGGAGGAAGAUGUUUCAUAAAUGGGAUUUGAUUUGAUAUGAUUUGGCUAGUAUAUUUGUGGUUUUGCAAGGAUUUGCUUGACAAAUGAGCAACUUGUGGCCUGGGAAAACUUAUCUUCUCUGACGUGCCAGGAAAACAUGGAACAAUGUUAUAAGAAUAAUGUUCAAACUAAAUAAAUAGGGCAACUGACCUGUACUCUGCAUCAGCUUUGAUUUUUACUGCAGCCUUUUGGCUGCCUAAGUGAUAACCAUGCAUUUCCUCAAUACUGGCAAAACCAUUCUGUCCUCGUGCCUGCUUACUUGCCAUGGUUUGUGAUUGCUUCUACACUAAUGAUUAAAUUAGAUAUGAAUUGCUGGUUGUAUCCUAGCUGUGAUACAGAGGCUGUGACAGAAGUCUAUGAUCGCAGAGAAAUUUUGCAACUGACCAUAAAAUGCCUGUCAACCCCAAAUGUGAAGCAGAAGAGUUUUUAUUUUACUGAAAGGUUACCUACCUAGUGUUAGGUAGCUGUUUCCACUGGUAUAAAUCACACUGGUCAUUGCUUUUUGUCAUCUCAGCUUUCAUAAGUGCUGUUGCAUAGAUUCUGUGAGUAGACCCACCCCUUGCUCUGCACAAACAAGUAGAAGUGACGCUCCAGCAUAACAGUUUCUGUUGUCACCUGUAGGUAAAUAAAGUAUCAAGAGCCAAUGGAGACUUUUGGAAUAGCUAAUGCCAGCUGGGAUUUCUUACACACCAAGUAACUCACCAAUACAUCCAUCCUUUCCUUUAUCGCCUUUUAUUUAAUUGUAUACUUUUAUUGUAAUUUCUGUGCUGUCAGUUUUAUAUUUUGCUCCCUUCUUUGAUGGAUGCUUAAGGUGAGCAAUAUCUGUUAAUAUUUUAAGUUGCAUGUUUUAGGGAUUUAAAAAAAAAAUCCAUUACAAUCGUGAGCCACUAUUUCUUCCAACAGUUUUUGAGCUGCUAACUAUAUAUGUUAUAGUACUGUCCAAACAAACAAUGUGUCUGGUUAUUUUGUACAGUCUGUGUUGGACUGUUUCUUUGUUAGGCACCUGUAGUGUAACAUUUGCUGUACAGAUCCCAUGUUUAUUAAGGAAGUAUAGUUCUUAUCCAUUUUACAGACAGGAAUGGAGACAUGGAAGAAAAGAGCACUUUCCUGAGGGGGUGUAAGAGCUCUGGCAGAGCAGGAAAUAGGACAAAGAGAGUUGGACAAGUGCCCAGAGGAAACUGAUUUGUUUCUAUACCACACAUGACUUGUUGGUCCUGCUCCCAAAAUUAUACCAAUUAUGCUGGCUUAAAUACUUAAAAAAGUACUGUACCUUACAGUGCUCAGAUUAAGGGCAGAAAAGACAUUGAACUAGACAGCAUGCCCUGUUAAAGCAGUAUCAAAAACUGAUUUCCACAUGCAAGAGCUAGGUAUGGUCCCUUGUAUCAUCAUCUCUGCACUGAUGAAAAAUAAUACAACAGAACAAGAUGGCAAGCACUUAAUGUGCUAGAUGGUAGUAGGGUAUGCUAAUCUUAUAACUGUCUACAAUUUUUAAUUGCUGCAGUGCAUCUAUUAUGUUUAAACUAUACAUACUGAAAUUGGCUAGCGUAUCAUUGUAUUGUAACUUCUAUUGUGCUGUAAUUUUCUUAAAGUCACAGGAGCAGUCAGGCCUCGCUGUUUUAAAUCGCCUUUUAAGGACAGAACCUUAAGCAAUCCUUUAUUUCAAAGAUGCAUUAUCAGUAUGGAUAAUGUCAUAGAAUUUAAUCUUAAAUGUGGAUUCAAAAAUCUUUCUCAUAAAAUGUCAGCAUUACUUACUAACUUCUCUGCGGAAGCUAGCUCUGUGAUAAUAGCAGAUGUUGUGCAGGUAAGGGAGUUUCAUUGCUUAGUUCUGUGCCAUCCAGAUGGUAUAAACUUUUAAAAUUAAUUGAAAAAUUCAUCUUUUACUUGUAUUCAAGGACUGAGGCACAAAAUGCUAAUGUAAGGGCUCAGAGGGGAAAUAUAGUUCUCCUGCAUAUUUGAAAAAAUGUGAAGCCCUUUCAAGAAAAUCUAAUAAACAUAAUAAUCGCAGGCUGCUGACACUAAGGAAAAAGCACCUCAUUCGCUCUUUCUUUUAUGCAGUGAUUUACUGGUCCCUACUGAUUUUCAAAUUGGAUCACUGCAGUAAAUUAUCCAUACCAGUACCUGUGAAAGAAAGCACUGGGAUCCAUAUUUGUUCAGUGCUGUGCUUAAAUCAGCAAGAAUGAUAAAUUUGAUGAUAUGAAAUUGGAAAUAUCAAGGGCUUUUCUCAGUGAAUGAGCAAGUAUCUCCAUUUGUAAUUUAUUGUGACCCUUUUUCACUGUAUGUGCUUGGUAUGUCAAAUAUUUAUUUUGAAACAAAUUAAAUUGUUUUCUGUAUUGAUA
Pseudopipra pipra is the source of this 5706-nucleotide messenger RNA. It is a transcript of the gene TMEM33, whose product is annotated as transmembrane protein 33. Bases 100 to 855 code for a protein of 251 amino acids. The transcript has 8 exons. Gene Ontology annotation, biological process: endoplasmic reticulum tubular network organization; membrane organization. Gene Ontology annotation, cellular component: membrane; endoplasmic reticulum. The record is from RefSeq and is a predicted model, not a curated record. NCBI's taxonomy places the organism in Eukaryota, Metazoa, Chordata, Aves, Passeriformes, Pipridae.